This is a messenger RNA of Vigna unguiculata (cowpea), 1832 nucleotides long. Its product is annotated as xylan O-acetyltransferase 1. Gene Ontology annotation, cellular component: Golgi apparatus. Lineage: Eukaryota; Viridiplantae; Streptophyta; Magnoliopsida; Fabales; Fabaceae. Gene Ontology annotation, molecular function: O-acetyltransferase activity. The record is from RefSeq and is a predicted model, not a curated record.
GCAAUCUGAAAAUAACAUUGUGUCUACCAAAGAGCCUGAACCAAACCACACCACACCACACCACCCUUUUCAUUCAACUGAUUCGGACUAGGACCAACCCUGAAGGCUUUGAGAUCACUCCUCUCUAUCAGUUAUUAUCUGAAAAGGAGGGAGAGAGGUUCAAAGUGGUUGCAAAUGGAUUAUAGCGAUUAAAAAAUUCAGAAAACGAAGAACUUGAGAAAGACAACCAUCCUUCACUUCACCAAUACAGCACCUUCUUCCAUCCCAGUUUCUGCAAAGAAAACACCCUUUCACCCACCCCAAUUAAACAAACACAACCUAAUACUAAAAAAUAUACCCCCUCGGCGCAAGAACAAUCCUCCAAACUCAGAAACCGCAACAACAAUGAAAGGCAAAAGAAACAGCAGCGUUAGCAUCUCCAUUUUCGUGGUGGUGUUCACCAUAUUCCUCUUUGGGGUCUUCAUUUACAACGAGGACGUUAAGUCAAUGGCUGAGUUCACGUUCUUGAGGCCCAAGCCUGUCCAAGAACCGAAACCGGAACGAGAAGAAACGGUUUCCAAGAAUUCAAGAACUCAACUUGAGAAAAACCAGGUCGAGGAUUCCGAGGAAAAUCGAGAACCGAUUGAUUUGAAAGCUGCUGUGGCAGAAGAGAAGAUGGUGGAAGAGUAUGACGAAGAAAAAGAAGAUGUCGUAUUGCCUCCAGAAGACUGUGACUUGUUUACUGGGGAAUGGGUUCUUGACAACGUGACACACCCUUUGUACAAAGAAGACCAAUGCGAAUUCCUCACUUCACAAGUCACUUGCAUGAGGAAUGGAAGACGCGAUUCUCUCUAUCAGAAUUGGAGAUGGCAGCCCAGAGAUUGCUCUUUGCCCAAGUUCAAACCGAGACUUUUGCUUGAAAAGCUCAGAGGGAAGAGGCUUAUGUUUGUUGGAGACUCGUUGAAUAGGAACCAAUGGGAAUCAAUGAUUUGUUUGGUCCAAUCUGCUGUUCCUCAAGGCAAAAAGAGCUUGAACAAGAAUGGUUCUCUUUCUAUCUUCGCAAUUGAGGAUUUCAAUGCUACGGUUGAGUUCUACUGGGCACCAUUCCUUGUGGAGUCAAACUCAGAUGAUCCAAAAAUGCACAGCAUAUUGAACCGUAUAAUCAUGCCGGAAUCCAUUGAAAAGCAUGCUGUGAACUGGAAAAAUGUGGAUUAUCUUAUCUUUAACACUUACAUAUGGUGGAUGAAUACCGCCACCAUGAAAGUCUUACGAGGAUCGUUUGAUGAAGGAUCCACGGAGUACGAUGAAGUCCCUCGCCCAAUUGCAUAUGGCAGAGUCCUGAACACGUGGUCCAAAUGGGUGGAAGACAACAUUGAUCCAAAUCGCACCAAAGUUUUCUUCUCCAGCAUGUCCCCUCUUCAUAUUAAGAGUGAGGCUUGGAACAACCCAGAUGGAAUAAAAUGUGCGAAGGAGACCACCCCAAUUGUGAACAUAUCCGACGCAUUACAAAUUGGUACGGAUAGAAGGCUUUUUGUUGUAGCCAACAAUGUUACACAGGCAAUGAAGGUUGUGCCAGUGAAGUUCCUUAACAUCACAACCUUGUCAGAGUUCAGAAAAGAUGCACACACCUCUGUUUACACCAUUCGCCAAGGCAAGAUGUUGACGCCAGAGCAACAAGCUGAUCCUGCCACCUAUGCAGAUUGUAUCCAUUGGUGUCUACCUGGCUUACCUGACACGUGGAACGAGUUCCUUUAUACACGUAUCAUCUCUCAAUCUUGACCACCAACAACAACAACACUUUCUCCUUUCACUCUUUACAUAACUGUUAUAAAUUUUACUCUCUUUUUGCUUCA